CGGGAAGAGAGGAUUUGACGAUUUCCACAUUCAGAUCUAUGAAGCUACCCAAUCUCUCACGAGUCCUUUCGUAAUUUUUAAUUAUAAAAAGCAUUACAUAUAUCCUGGAUCAUUUCUAAACCGCAAAACAAUCGAAAACGAUUUUCAUUGUUUCCAAACUCAAACUCAAACUCACUGAAUCUCCAUUAUGGCUGGGGAAAUUAGCAGGGAACACGCUUCCUCUUCUUCUCGACUUGACGGCCGGGUAGCAAUCGUAACCGGUGCCUCACGUGGCAUUGGCCGUGCCAUCGCCAUCCACCUCCACUCUCUUGGUGCAAGGGUUGUGCUCAAUUAUGCUUCAAGCUCAACAAAAGCAGAUCUUCUGGCGUCUGAGCUCAACGCCUCGGCUACCGUUUCUCAGACUCAAGCAAUCGCAGUUCGAGCAGAUGUUUCAGACCCAGAUCAGGUGAAGCUGCUCUUCGAUAGUGCUGAACAAGAAUUUGGCUCAAUCCAUAUCCUUGUAAACUGUGCUGGGGUGCUUGAUCCAAAGUACCCAACUUUGGCCAAUACGACAGUGGAGGAUUGGGAUAUGAUAUUUAAUAUCAACACCAAAGGUGGAUUCUUCUGCUGUAAAGAGGCUGCUAAUCGGUUGAAACGUGGAGGCAGUGGAAGAAUCAUCAUGAUAUCGACCUCGGUUGUUGGAUCACUUCUACCAGGGUACGCAGCUUAUGCAGCCUCCAAGGCAGCCGUGGAGACAAUGACAAAGAUAGUGGCUAAGGAGCUCAAGGGUACGGGAGUAACUGCCAACGCUGUUGCACCAGGGCCUGUGGCAACUGACAUGUUCUUCGAGGGUAAAUCUGAGGAAACGAUCAAGAGGAUUGUGGAUGCCUGUCCUCUAGGCCGACUUGGGGAGCCCAAGGAUGUAACUCACCUCGUGGGAUUUUUAGCUAGUGAUGCUGGGGAGUGGAUUAAUGGGCAGGUCAUUAGGGUGAAUGGUGGAUUUGUUGUUUGAACAUCUCUCUCCACUCUCACUUCUACGCCUUCUAGUCUUGCUCUGUAUUUCUUUCUUUUUUUCUCCUUUCAUUUCAUUUCACUUGUUCUUUGUGUGGGUGGGUGGGAGUUUUAGGGAAAAUCUUGACUUUAGACAAUCUACGGAAGAGGAAUGUAAUUGUGAUGGAUUGAUGCGGUAUUUAUAAGAAAAGUAGACAAUUUAUUGAUCACCUCUUUCUAAAUUGUGAAAUUGCAAGAGAUUUAUGGAGUUCACUUUUUCAGUUGUUUGAUGUUGGUGGGUUAUGCCUCAUAGAGUUAGACAAUUAUUGGUGAGUUGGAGACGACAGAAGGUUUGAAAAUGUGGAGGUCGGCCUCUUUGUCUUUAAUAUGGUGUAUUUGGAGAAAAGAGAUGCCAGGAGUUUUGAAAAUAGACUAAAUAGUGAGACUGCAAUGCUAGAGUUGGAAAAGAUGCUCCAAUCCCCUUUACACAUGGAUAGGAUCAUAGGAGCCUGCAAUAGUUUGCCCAUUUUUAAUUUCUUUGAGUUCUUAGAGUUUUGUUCUUUUUUUAUACGUUAGAGAUUUUCUUGUAUACUUUUUUAUGUAAUAGGGUUUGCGCUCCUGUACACUUUUAAUAAAUUUGAACCACUUGGGAAAAUAAAAAAAUCAUCUUCUCGUAUCUGCUCA
This is a messenger RNA of Alnus glutinosa, 1653 nucleotides long. Its product is annotated as NADPH-dependent aldehyde reductase-like protein, chloroplastic. Lineage: Eukaryota; Viridiplantae; Streptophyta; Magnoliopsida; Fagales; Betulaceae. The record is from RefSeq and is a predicted model, not a curated record. The transcript has a single exon. Bases 188 to 991 code for a protein of 267 amino acids.